Molecule: messenger RNA, 219 nt
Organism: Suillus paluster
Lineage: Eukaryota; Fungi; Basidiomycota; Agaricomycetes; Boletales; Suillaceae
Exons: 1
Coding region: 1-219 (72 amino acids)
Source: RefSeq, a predicted model, not a curated record
AUGCAAUAUGUGAUCCUGUUCAUGCAUGACCUCCCCUGCAUUCAGUACAAUGUGUCUGAUGACAUGCUUUGGCACAACAUAUCAUGGACUUCUUAUUGGGCCAAGGACAUGUGGAUAAUACCAAUUCAUAGACCUUCAAUCAUUGGUCAUUGGGUGUUGUGUACUGUGCACCUCCAGAGCAAGGAGCUUCACUUAUUUGAUAGCUUUGCCGAGCAAUGA